Molecule: messenger RNA, 2094 nt
Organism: Auanema sp. JU1783
Lineage: Eukaryota; Metazoa; Nematoda; Chromadorea; Rhabditida; Rhabditidae
Source: the annotation of a GenBank genome assembly
AUGACGAAAUUAGGCAUUGUGCCUGUCCCUGGGGCAGAAGAAGCUGCCAAUGAAAAGAAGGUUGAAGAUCUUCAAUCGGUCAAAGUUGAUCCAAAAGUAUUCACUGUUCUCCAGCCAGUUUAUCCUCCACCAGCGGCUAUUCCAGUCAAGCAAUACAGUCCAUUCGCUUCACUAUGUCGAGUUCUUAUCUACACCUUGCUGUUUGUAACUGUAACUGCUGUAACCCUCUAUUUGGCUCAUGGAAUUUAUAGAAGAGAAUACAUUUUGAAGCAACAAUCAGAUUUGGUUGACCAGCUUCAGAAGAACCAAAGACAAUCUUUUAAUGCCGAAAAAUUGAUCAGAGCUAAUAGUAAUUUGAAUCAACUUCAUCCAGCCCAGCAACUAGUUGAUGGAGCUGUUAACCGAAAACCAGCAGAAAUGGUUGCUGCUGAACAGAAUGAACCUAUUUAUAAUAACUGGGACAGAGUUAAUGCCCACAACAUGGAAUAUGUUCAGAACCAACGUAUGUUGCGUUAUCGUCGUCUCCAACAGUUGGCUAUGAUGGAACAGCAAGAACAAAUGGCUAGAGCUGCUUGGGCUCAACAAAUGGAAGCUCGUGCUCAAUGGGAAGCAGCUCGAAUGGCUCGUGCUCAAUGGGAAGCUUCACAAAUGGCUCGUGCUCAAUGGGAAAACGCUAGACAAGUUCGUGCUCAAUGGGCUCAAUAUUUGGCUGCUCAACAUCAACAACAACAAAUGCAACCAAACUUUGUGCAACCACAGUUUAACGCUUGGCAUCAGCAAAUACGUGCUGAUAAUGAAGCUCGUAUGGAGGCGCUCCAUGCUGCACAACGUGAACAAUACGCUCAAUGGGUUCAACAACAACAGCAAAUGGAAAAUCAACAGAGAGCUUGGGCACCUAACUUCCAGCCAGCUAAUGUACAGCAACAGCAGCCUCAGGUUGCCGAACAACAACAGUUCCCAGAACAACAAAUUAGACCGCUUAUGAUUGUCCGAACCUUCUCCAGAAUGUUGCCUACAAACCAAGAAAACAAUAUUCCCACCCGUCCUCAUGAUGCUUCCCCUCAAGAGAUCAUCAACAAUAUGAGUGAUCUUCCCCAACCAGCCAUUCAUGAUAGAAUCUAUCAAGAAAUGCAGAAAAAAUCCCAAGGAAUGGAUUUUAAUGCUCCAUCUCGUCCAAUUUGGACUGCCAUCACACCAACUCCAGAAACUCCUCAAGUUAACGCUGAUCAAAUCUUCGAAGAAAACAUGAAGAAAGCAAUGGAAUUAGAGAAGGCCACCACUCCCGUUCCAACCCUUCCUACUGUCGAUUCCAGCUCUGAAGAGAAGAACGAUGACAACAUUUUCCGUGAUAUUUUCAACGCAAUGGCCGUAGUUGUUCAACAAGAGACUCAGAAAGCCAACCAAAACAACAUUUUCCAAGAAGUUAAUGAGUUACAGAAACAACAAGAAUCUGACGAGGAACAGAAAUCUAAGGAAAACAUUUUCCAAACCGUUGAGAGACUCCAAAAAGAACAAGAAGCUAACGAAGAAGAAAAGAAGGAAGAAAACAUCUUCCAAGAAGUUGACAGAGUUUCCGAACACAGUAAGAAGCAAGAUGUUGCAGAAGAGCCUAAGCAAGAAAAUAUCUUCCAAGAAGUUUCAAGAAUUUCAACUGAUCUUGACAAAGAGGAAAAGAACGAAGAUAACAAGCCAGAAAAGGAAGAGAGCAAAACUGGAACAAACAUCUUUGAACAAAUCACUCAAAUGGCUGACGCUAUCAUGCCCAAAGUCGAAGACAACGAUAAGCCACUCCCCGAUGACGAAGAUGUUUUCCAAGUUGUUGAGAAUGCCCCUUCAGCACCACGAUCCGAACAGAAGGUUGAAGAAACAACUGAACCAGUAGUGAUUGAAGACUCCUUCCCACGAAUUGACGAAAGAACCACCACCUCUGAAGCUCCAAUCGAAGAUGAGUCUGCCGAGCGUGACCCUCUUGCUGGGUUCGUGAACAUGGAGGAAUUCGAAAAGGAAGCUCUUGAAGUUGUUAAAGCAUUAAGAUCAAACAACCAACAAGAGAAGGAACAAUCGAAUCCAUCUGUUCAAAAGCCUUCAGCUUAA